CGCUGUUUCUAGGUGUGCUGGGUCACUUUAACUGACCCGGGAGGAGGUUCCUGUUCGAGUUCCUGUUUUUGAUUUCCUGAUAGCCUACUUACUGUUUGCUUCAAUUUGUAAAGUUUUACGCUGGACAGCAUAUACGGACUCUUCAUCGGAGUGACAAACAAGCUAACGACUACAAGACUGCAAGCUCGAAGACUUUCUGAUAAGUUUUAUUUUUAAUUUUCGUUAAGAUGGAGGAGGCAUAUGCAGCGCUGUACCAGGAGUUUGUCCGUCUCCAGUCACUCUGCUUAAAACAAGCAGCAAUGCUGAAACAUCUCUCUGACACAGUGCAACGACAACAAGGGUUGGCCACCGCUCCAGCUAGGAUUUUUGAAAACCCGUGCCAUUUCACAGAGGAAAAGAUGGGACACCUACUCCAUCCUGCAGAAUGCCAUGAAUCUCAAAGACUGAAUCUCGCUGAAACACACAUACUGAACUCUCAAUCUGCUCAUGAUCUCAGUCACAUUGAUAGAGGACUAGACAAACUGCAUCUUAACCUGGACAUGCUAGAUCUGAAACAAGGUAGCCACGAUAAUGCGGUUUUCCACAAUCCUGUAAAGACGCCAGAAAACAGCGCCUGGGAUGACCUGAGGAAAGUUGAGCAACAUUAUCAUGCUAACCAGACUUCACAACGGCUGCGGAGACCCUGGUCAUCCUCGUUUCUGGACAGUGAGUUGGUCAGUCAAGCCGGAGGGCUGUUCAUGUCAGGAGUGACGCUGCAGUCGCAGGUGUGCGAGUUCUGUCACGCCGUGUUUCCAGGACACACGAGCACCCGCGGCGAGUUUCUGCGUCACCUCACUACACACAUGACUUGAAGAAAAGCAGUGCUGGGAAUCAAAUUCAUUAAAAAAAUGAAGAAAUGAGAGAUGAUAAGUGAACACUGAUAAUGUCAGUAAUGGACAGUAAUAUGUUUGAUUUUGAAACUAUUUAAGGUUUGGUCAGUGAUGGUCAAGAUAUCUUUUUAUUAAAUUGUAAUGCACACAAAGCUGUAGUGCAAACACAUAAUAUCAUAAAGCAGGAAGAACAACAAAAAUGUUAUGCAUGCAUGUCUUUGCUUAUCAUUAUUAUGAUUCAUCUGCCGUUUCAUCUUUUAAUUAUUUGGUUCCAUCAGAGAAAAGUGUCUGUAUUGUACAAAUAGAAAUGGGAAUAUAUUAUAUUAUUUUUCUAAAUGAUUUACUCUUUUUACCCAAAUGCUGUAUUCUCACUACAGCGCAUGAUAGUGAAUAGUGCUGUCUAUCAAUUAAAGAUUAAAUACUUCAGUAAAAUGA
This is a messenger RNA of Megalobrama amblycephala (Wuchang bream), 1304 nucleotides long. RefSeq lists its product as uncharacterized. NCBI's taxonomy places the organism in Eukaryota, Metazoa, Chordata, Actinopteri, Cypriniformes, Xenocyprididae. The transcript is spliced from 5 exons. The record is from RefSeq and is a predicted model, not a curated record. Bases 228 to 851 code for a protein of 207 amino acids.